AUAACAUGAAUUGAUGACAAUAUUUUUUUGUGAAAUGCUUUAGCAAGCAAAACGCCAUUGAACGAUACUCUAUGUAUACAAAAGAAAUUGCAACUUGGAAGAGUGAAAAGGAGCGACACAUGCAGGAAGUGGAGUUUUUAAGCUCAGACAAGUGCUUAUUCUAGUCUCCUAUAAACAAGUUGCCAAGGGGGCUCUCCAAAAUAUGAUUAUAAUACUUCAUCAAUUUGAGCAAAUCUUUCCAAGCAUUAAUCAAAUCCAUGCAAUCUUUUGUUUUAGCUAGAUUUUGUGGCUUGAUUCUUCGAUACAUAGGAUUUGAUUGCUCUAUAUAUAAUCUACAAUACAUCUUCAUUGCUCUCAUUAAACAGUUCACUUCAUGAGUUAAAAUCAAUUACUAGCCUACAGGUGCUAAUAGUACUUACGGUUUCCUCGAAAAAAUUUCGAAGCGCAGCACUCGAGGAUUGAAAGAGCAAAUAUGUUUAAGAAGAUUGAGUUCCUGGAAGUUUCUAAAAGCUGUUGGGUCAAGGAUUGGGCCCAUGUUCUGUCAAGGAACUUCAAGAGAUUGGUGGCCAGCUGGAUCAGAGCUUGAAAAACAUUGGGGCAAGAAAGGUUUGCAACCUUUAGAUUUGCAUUUAGGCUAAAACUGAUUACAUUAAUGAAUCAAUACAUGAUUACAAGACUUCUACUUUUGAUGGAAAAUUAGCAUUUGAGUUACUAUCAAAUGAGCUUUUUGGCAUAUUUAUAGUGUGUCUGCACCUUUAUUGGACCCUCAUAGACAUACAGCAGCCACAUUUCCUCAAACUCGCCUCCUUAGGUUAUACUCAUGGAUAGAGCUGCAACCCACAUUACUUUAACCAUUUAUGUGGUCCAAGAUCUCCUCCAUGAUUUAGGAUUGCCGGGUUGGAGUCUCUAAGAUACCAUGUAAUAAAUUCAAUGUGCCAUCUACCUACAUGUAAGGGACUUUGGCUCGACGUUCCUCAUACCAUUGAUCUAAAUUUCUUUAGUGUACUAGAUUCUUCAUUGUGCCCUGCAUUUACCUACACACAAUUCUUAGACAAUACUUGAAAAUUGUGUUUGCUUGCAUGAAAGUACAUAGAGUAAGCAUCUUUUGUCCUAUAUCAUAGGCCCAGUUAUACGAGGAGCACAUAAAGGAACUAAAAGCAAAGGAGAGAAUAAUGUUAAAAGAAAAUGCGAAGUUAUGCCAAAAGAUGUGUUUUGGUGAGUUUUUCAUUUCCAAAUCUCGGAGUUCUCUUUGUACUUGAAAAAAAACACCCACAGUUUUGUAGUCCAAACUAACAUUAGAAUGCAAAAGCGGGGUGUUGGAUGAUAGAGACCAUUCUACAAGACCCUCGUCAUCUAAUGUUUCAAAUUUUGUAAUAUAGUAUAAUUCAUAUUGCAAAAUACUGUUUUAAUAGAAAAAAAUUAUCUGACUCUUUUGAUAUUGGUAAUAGUGUUAUGGUGGGAGGCUGUGGCAUCAACUACUAACCCAACAAAGGAAAGCAAUUUGGUUGCACCCAAAAUAACCAAUGCGUGGAGGUUGUGACAAAAUUGUUCAUUAGA
Rubroshorea leprosula is the source of this 1557-nucleotide messenger RNA. The record is from the annotation of a GenBank genome assembly. NCBI's taxonomy places the organism in Eukaryota, Viridiplantae, Streptophyta, Magnoliopsida, Malvales, Dipterocarpaceae.